Molecule: messenger RNA, 1814 nt
Organism: Phoenix dactylifera (date palm)
Lineage: Eukaryota; Viridiplantae; Streptophyta; Magnoliopsida; Arecales; Arecaceae
Biological process (GO): proteolysis
Molecular function (GO): dipeptidyl-peptidase activity; serine-type exopeptidase activity
Source: RefSeq, a predicted model, not a curated record
UAAACCCAACCCGAGCUAAAAAUGAUGGGGUGAUGGCAUCCGGAAUCACCCCCAAAAGAACUGAUCUCCGUUAGAGAGAAAGAGCGAUCGAGGCCGAGAUGAGACCGCCCACCGUCUCCAUCGCUCUCCUCCUCCUAAUUCCCCUUCUCUCAAUUCUCCCCGUAUCGGUGCCGGUUUCGGCGGCGAGGAGGAGCCCCCGGUUCUUGGGGGACUUUGCCUUCUCGCUCCCCGAUCCCUCCCGGCACCGGAAGGCGGCGUACCAGUACGAGACGCGCUACUUCCGGCAGCGGCUGGACCAUUUCAGCUUCGCGGAGCUGCCGUCCUUCCAGCAGCGCUACCUGGUUGGCCCCUCCGACCACUGGGCCCGCCCCGCCGGUCCCAUCUUCUUCUACUGCGGCAACGAGGGCGACAUCGAGUGGUUCGCCUCCAACACCGGCUUCGUCUGGGAGAUCGCCCCUCUCUUCUCCGCCCUCGUCGUCUUCGCCGAACAUCGUUACUAUGGAGAGUCCAUGCCGUAUGGCAGCAGAGACAGAGCAUACGAAAAUGCGGAGUCCUUGUCAUACCUCACCACCGAGCAAGCUCUUGCCGACUUCGCGGUGCUGCUCACCGACCUGAAGCGGAACUUGUCGGCGGAGGACAGUCCUGUCGUGCUAUUCGGCGGAUCGUAUGGUGGAAUGCUGGCUGCUUGGAUGAGGCUGAAGUACCCGCACAUUGCCAUUGGCGCACUUGCUUCCUCGGCACCGAUUCUUCAAUUCGAAGAUAUCGUCCCGCCGGAGACGUUCUACGACAUGGUUUCCAGUGAUUUUAGACGUGAAAGUUUGAGCUGCUUUAAAGCCAUCAAGGAGUCUUGGGAUGCAUUGGAAGAUCAAGGGCAGGGGCACGAUAAUCUAGUUAAUCUGAGUAGGAAAUUCCGCUUGUGCCGGGAGCUGAAUAAUACAGCAGAACUUUCGAACUGGUUAAGCUCAGCCUACAGCUAUCUGGCCAUGGUGGACUAUCCAUAUCCGUCUGAUUUUCUGAUGCCUUUGCCUGCAAACCCUAUAAAAGAGGUAUGCAGAAAAAUUGACAGUUAUCCUGAUGGGACUGAUCUUCUGGAUCGUAUUUUUGCUGGAGUAAGCAUCUAUUACAAUUACACCGGAACUGUCGAUUGCUUUGAUUUAGAGGAUGAUCCUCAUGGCAUGAGUGGCUGGGGUUGGCAGGCCUGCACUGAGAUGGUUAUGCCAAUGUCUAGCAGCCAAGAGAAUAGCAUGUUUCCUACAUACAAUUUUAGUUAUGCUGCUUAUCAAGAUGAGUGUGUUCAUAACUAUGGUGUCAGGCCAAGACCUCGAUGGGUUACCACUGAGUUUGGUGGCCAUGAUAUCAAGACAGCCUUGAAGGAGUUUGGCAGUAACAUUAUUUUCUCAAAUGGACUCUUGGAUCCUUGGAGUGGUGGGAGUGUGCUGCAGAACAUAUCUGAGAGUAUAAUUGCACUUGUUACUGAACUAGGAGCACAUCACAUAGAUUUGCGUCCUUCAACAAAUGAGGAUCCUGAUUGGUUAAUAGAACAGAGGAAAUCAGAAAUCAGUCUUAUAAGAGGUUGGAUAUAUGAUUAUUACCAGGAGAAGGUGGCCUCUUUCAGCAUGUAGUUCCGGUGGUUUGUGUCACCACCAUGGAGGUAGUAGUUUGAUUUCAACAAUAACCGCUUUUCUCAAACUUUGAAGAAACAGGAUGCUAAUAUUAUAAAUACAGUCUGCAUGAGUACUUUUUGAUGUUUGUGCAAUUUGUCUUUCUGUCAGAAAUCUUAAUUUUUUAUUAUUUUCUUAUAACUUGACUGAUAA